This is a messenger RNA of Acanthocheilonema viteae, 1437 nucleotides long. The record is from the annotation of a GenBank genome assembly. Lineage: Eukaryota; Metazoa; Nematoda; Chromadorea; Rhabditida; Onchocercidae.
AUGGAAGUGUCAGCUGGCAGUGCUUCAAACAAAAUUCACCUCGAGCGGCGAAUUUCUCUCUUUAAUGGUUGUGCUAUCAUUAUUGGUGUUAUCGUUGGUUCUGGGAUAUUUGUCAGCCCUAAAGGUGUUCUGAUUGAGUCGGGAAGCGUUGGUUUAUCACUGCUGAUAUGGAUUUUAUCAGGAAUGUUUGCUACUACAGGUGCUUUUAUUUAUGCUGAACUUGGAACAACUAUUCCUAAAAGUGGUGGUGAAUAUGCCUAUAUUAAUGAGGCGUUUGGAUCUUUACCUUCAUUUCUAUUUCUUUGGGUGGCAUUAAUUAUGAUUAAUCCGACAUCAAAUGCUAUUAUGGCACUAACGUUUGCUCAAUACACGCUUCAACCAUUUUUCAAAAAUUGCGAACUGUCUGAUGACGCUGUGAGAUUAUUAGCUGCUUGCAUCAUUUGUUUAUUGACAUUUGUCAACUGUUAUAGUGUAAAAUGGUCAAUGAGAAUACAGAAUAUUUUUUCCUUAGCUAAAGUGGCUUCUCUGUGCGUCAUUGUUGCGGCUGGUUUAUUAUGGUUGUGUUUGGGCAACACAGAGCAUUUGGAACCAUCCUUAUUAUUUGAAGGAACACAAACAAAUCCAAGUCAUAUAGCAUUAGCCUUUUAUUCGGGUGUAUUCUCAUUUAGUGGAUGGAAUUCGUUGAAUUUCGUGACCGAAGAGCUUGUUAAUCCACAUAAGAAUUUGCCCCGAGCAAUCAUGAUUUCAUUAUUCACUGUAACAACAAUAUAUAUGUUGGUUAAUAUCUCAUAUUUUGCUGUGUUGUCUGUGCCGGAAAUUCUCGACUCACAGGCAGUUGCAAUGACUUUUGCAGAAGUAGCCAUGGAUCGAUUUGCAUCAAUAAUGCCUAUAUUUGUUGCCAUUUCAUGUGCUGGUAGUCUAAAUAGUACCAUUUUCUCAGCAAGUCGAAUGUUCUUCGUUGGCGCUAGAGAUGGGAAGCUGCCAGAAUUACUUUCGAUGAUUUCCGUAAAUUAUUUGACACCACUACCAUCACUUCUUAUUCUUGGCAUCUUGUCGCUCAUGAUGCUGAUUACUUCAGACAUUUAUUUACUCAUUAAUUAUCUGACAUUUACUGAAGCAUUCGUCAUCGCACUCUCCGCUGCUAGUCUAAUAAAAUUGCGAUUCACUCAACCUAACCUCCCUCGACCAAUCAAGCUAAACAUUUUAUUACCAGCUACAUUCCUGAUUGUAUGCAUUGCACUACUGAUGUUGCCGUUUUUCACACAGCCAAACGAACUCAUCAUUGGUGUUUUAAUCAUUCUCACCGGUGUUCCAUUUUAUUUUGUUUUCUUGUUUUGGAAAAAUAAACCAGCUUGUUUAUAUAAUCCCUGGAUUUCAAUAACACAUGCAAUCCAGAAAUUGCUUUACUGUGUUCCAGACGAGAGACACACUGACUAA